GCGGGGCGGGCUGAGAGGCCGCGGGUCGCGGCGGUCAGCUCGUCCCUCUGUGCACUGUUCCGGCGCUGUCACCAUGUCCCUGGCGGCUGCGGCGGGCCGGGGCCCGGGGGCCGUGUGGUCCCCAACACACGUGCAGGUGACGGUGCUGCAGGCGCGGGGCCUGCGGGCCAAGGGUCCCGGGGGCACGAGCGACGCGUACGCCGUGAUCCAGGUGGGCAAGGAGAAGUACGCCACCUCGGUGUCGGAGCGCAGCCUGGGCGCGCCCGUGUGGCGCGAGGAGGCCACCUUCGAGCUGCCGCCGCUGCUGUCCGCCGGGGCCGCGCCCGCGGCCGCCGCCACCCUGCAGCUCACCGUGCUGCACCGCGCGCUGCUCGGCCUCGACAAGUUCCUGGGGCGCGUCGAGGUGGACCUGCGGGAGCUGCACCGGGACCAGGGCCGCAGGAAGACCCAGUGGUACACCUUGAAAUCCAAACCAGGAAAGAAGGAUAAAGAGCGAGGAGAAAUUGAGGUUGACAUCCAGUUUAUGAGAAACAACAUGACUGCCAGCAUGUUUGACCUUUCCGUGAAAGACAAGUCUCGGAAUCCAUUUGGGAAACUGAAGGACAAGAUCAGGGGGAAGAAUAAGGAUAGUGCGUCAGACACCGCUUCAGCCAUCCUCCCCAGCACAUCACCCUCUGUCGACAGCGAGGAUGAGUCACCUUCGAAAGACAAGAAAAAGAAGUCGAAGAUUAAGACCUUGUUUUCCAAGUCUAACCUGCAGAAAACACCACUUUCCCAGUCCAUGUCUGUCCUGCCCACUCCAAAGUCAGACAGAGUGCUGCUGCGUCCGGGAGACUUUCAGUCCCGGUGGGAGGACGAUGACAAUGAGGACGAGUCCUCCUCUGCCUCGGACAUCAUGUCUCACAAGAGAACAGCAAGCGCGGAUCCUAAGCAACUGAACCAGGUCAACCUCACCCUUCCCAAGAAGGAAGGGCUCUCUUUUCUUGGCGGCCUUCGGUCCAAGAACGACUCGCUUUCCCGCUCUAACGUCUGUAUCAACGGGAACCAUGUUUACGUGGAGCAGCCAGAAGGCAAGACUGAGACCAAGGACAGCACCUCUUCUUCCCCGUCCCCUCAGGGCUUCAGGAAGAAGCAUUUGUUCUCCUCCACAGAAAACCUGUCUCCUCGGGCCUGGAAGGAACCCGGGGACGGGGGCGCCGUGUCCUCUGACAAGUGGCUCUCUGAGUCUUCCACAAAGAACUCUCCGAAAUCCAUGACCCUGCCGCCCUCCUGGCCGCCGGGCAGCGGGGACAUUCGGGAAAACACAGCUCCGGCGAAAUUGGAGGCCGUGAAAGAAUCCAAAGAGAGUAAGAAGCACGAGAACAGGAAGUCCUCUUUGCUUUCUCUGGUGACAGGAAAGAAGGAUGUGGCCAAGGGCAGUGAAGGCGAAAGCCCCGCUACCACCCCUGGGAAGGAGCAGGAGGGCCCGCUGAGGGCGGACGGGCCGGGGCCUGCUGAAGGCCUUGUGAAGAGAUCUGAGAAGGAGACUCUGGCUGUUGUCUCCGGACGGGGAAAAUCCCUGAACCCCUUUGAAGAAGUGCAGGGCACAGAACCGGAGGCUGACCCAGAGCCCAAGUCUGAACCGACACCACCUGUUCCCUCUGCCAGGGCGCCCCAGACCAAAGCCGUGAAACCUCGACCUCAUCUUGUGAAGCCAAUGAACACGACAGCCACCAAGAUUGCUAACUCCAGCUCGGGAACUGCCACUAUCAUCAGCGAGAACUUGAUCAACGAAGCUAUUAUGAAGAAAUACACCCCCUCGGACCCCGCUUUUGCUUAUGCACAGCUCACCCACGAUGAGCUGAUCCAGCUGGUCCUCAAACAGAAGGAAACAAUAAGCAAGAAGGAGUUCCAGGUUCGAGAGCUGGAGGACUACAUCGACAACCUGCUCGUCAGGGUCAUGGAAGAAACCCCCAACAUCCUCCGAGUUCCGGGUCAGGUCGGCAAGAAGGCAGGGAAGAUGUGAAUGGCCAGCGUACAACACUGAGACUUUUUUGUGUCCUGCCCUUCUCUUUUAUUCCUGCGUGUUAACCUCAUCAGGGUAGCAGCCUGGAGAAGCAAGCAAGUCUGCCCUUCGCCAUGUGGAACAGCUGUUGACCUGAGUGGAAGGGUGUGUGCACGUAUGCAUGAACCAGUGUGACACAUGUGUGUGGUUCCGGCUUUGCUAACAGCGGGAGCUCAAAAGGGCAUCAAGGAGAAAGGUCCAUGACACUCAGCCACAUACUGUAUUGAAGGCCAGAGGCAAUUUAAUGUUAAAUUAUGCAGGAUCUUUCCUCACUGGGUCCUUCUCCCAGUUGACUUUUUAUUUUUAUUUUUUUAGAACUACAAAUAAAUAAUCCCUCAAGGCUGAAAGAUUAAUUGUCUUAGGUGGAGAACAUAAUCUCCUAGUAUCCUCGCCAACCUCAACCCUGCGGUUUCUCGGUAUCUAUUAUGUGAGAUACAAACCUGACCUCUUCCUCCCUCCGACUCUUGAAGGAUCGUCCAGUGUUUUUGGAUUAUAGAGUUAUUUCCUGCUUUGUUACUUUGGGAAUUUUGAAUUUUUCUGAUUUUGUUGGUAAGAAGUAACCUAAAAUUUCCUACAACACUAAAUAAAAUGGUACUACCUUUCAAA
Messenger RNA from Eptesicus fuscus (big brown bat), 2650 nucleotides. It is a transcript of the gene RAB11FIP1, whose product is annotated as RAB11 family interacting protein 1. Gene Ontology annotation, cellular component: intracellular membrane-bounded organelle. Gene Ontology annotation, molecular function: small GTPase binding. The record is from RefSeq and is a predicted model, not a curated record. The transcript has 6 exons. NCBI's taxonomy places the organism in Eukaryota, Metazoa, Chordata, Mammalia, Chiroptera, Vespertilionidae. Gene Ontology annotation, biological process: regulated exocytosis. The coding region runs from base 74 to 2005 and encodes 643 amino acids.